GGACACCACAUCAUGGCCUCCGAAGCUAUGCGCCCCAGGGGCAGACCAGCCCAUACCCCGGGGACUACUGUACUGGCAUACACACCGGACGGACGCCGUGUCAUCACAGGUGGCUCCAACUCUGCAAUUCGAAUCUACACGGUCGGACAAGAUGGAGAACCGAAAACCGUCGACGAGGGUAACGACGGCCACAUGGGAAUUGGUGCCACCAACGACACGUUCAUCCUGGGCGCGGAGGACGGCACGGUUUGGCAGUACGAGAUGGAAUCGGGCCGGAUGGAAAAACUGCUGGUACGAUGCGCGCUGCCGGUGCGGGAUAUCGCCGUUUCCAAGGACGGAGAAUGGGCGGCUGUGGCGAGCGAUGAGCUUACAGUGAAGAUCGUGAACAUCGAGGACAUGACCAAAGUCAAAGUCCUUCGGGAGCAGGCGAAGGGAACGAAACACGUCACUUUCGAUCCGAGUGGACGAUACGUCGCUGUGUCUUGUACGGACGGGCUGCUUUACAUCUAUUCUACGCUCUCCGAUGAACCGGAGUUGGUCCGGAAGUUGGACGGCGUGAUCCGGCGCCUGGAGCCGGAGGAUGAGGCUACGUCCCGGAUCGUCUGGCAUCCUGAUGGAACGGCGUUUGCGUCUGCCGAAGCGACGCGCGACAUUGCGAUCUUCUCGACGGGCGAGUGGAAGAAGGAGAAGGUGUUUUCUGGUGGUCACAACGGCGAUGUCACUGCCAUUAGCUGGUCCCCCAAUGGGGCGCUUCUGGCGACAGCUGGUGCGGAUGGUCGGAUUUUGCUGUGGGAGACGAAGACGCAGAAGGUUGUACAGCGCUAUGACUUUCCGAAUGUGAUCAACCUUGCGUGGCACCCAAGCAACAACUCGCUCUCAUUCACAACGUCGGAUGGAGAGCUGUUCAUAUAUGAUGGGAUAGUGCCAAGAGAACACCAACCGCUCCUUCAAAAGCCGCUCCAGGCUGCUCCGAUCUUUUCUGGUCCGUUGACAGAUAUCUCCAACAAUGUGAGACGGCCGCUGGCGAACCGACCGAAGGAGUCAAUCGAACGGAGGGAAAGAGCUGCCACUCCCGAUUCGCUUGACGAUGUUUUGAAUUACGAUGUUGAUAUGGAGGGCUUUGUCGACGACGAUGAUGGAGCUGGUUACGCCGAGAGCGUCAAUGGACUAGGCAAGCGCGCAGGCUCCCAUCUGGACGAGGCUGACGGCCAUGCGGAUAAACGGUUAUUGACGUCGUUUGCGAAGCCGAAGAUUCACCCUCCUCUUCAGCCCGGAAGCACUCCGUGGCGGGGGAACAGACGGUAUCUCUGCCUGAACCUGACCGGCUGCGUCUGGACGGUCGACCAAGAAACUCACAAUACGGUGACGGUUGAGUUCUACGACCGUGAGCUUCACCGGGACUUUCACUUCACCGAUCCUUAUCUUUAUGAUCGGUCGUGUCUCAACGAGCAUGGGACUCUCUUCUCUAACAACCCGACGGACGGCAGCCCUGCCACGAUCUUCUACCGACCCCAUGAAACAUGGACGACGCGUGCGGACUGGCGGACACAGCUGCCCAAGGGAGAAUUUAUCAGAGCGCUGGCGCUUAGUGAUUCAUACAUUGUCGCUGUGACAACCAAGGACUAUGUCCGUGUAUAUACAUUAUUCGGUACCCCCUUCAAGGUGUACCGACAGAAGAGCCCGGCCGUUACGUGUGCCGCCUGGCGAGACUAUAUUAUGACAGUGGGAAAUGGCCCUCUAGGAAGCGAUGGCCGCAACGCGACACUACGGUACACGGUUGAGAACGUCAAGCGGGACGAGAUCUGCCAGAACGAGGACGUGCUUGCGAUCCCCGAGGGCGCGGAACUACGGAGUGUCUUUUUCUCUGAUGCCGGAGACCCCUGCAUCUACGACUCAGAAGGCGUUCUUUUGGUCCUGCAGCACUGGCGUAGCAAUGGCCAGGCUCGCUGGGUCCCGCUGCUCGAUACCAGACAACUCGAGCGUCUUGCGAGCGGGCGCAAGGAGGAGACGUACUGGCCCGUGGCCGUGGCGCAGGACAAGUUCCACUGCAUCAUCUUGAAGGGAGGAGACAGAUACCCAUACUUCCCACGGCCGCUGCUGAGUGAAUUCGACUUCCGGGUUCCCAUCUCGGACACGCCCGGGAAGGGGCCGGAUGAGGACGAGGAAGAGGGCUCCACGCGCAACGACGGAGCACGAUUCGAGGAAGCCUUUGUUCGGGGCAGUCUCAUGCUGUCACUGUUCGAGGACCUCGUGUCGACCACCAAUGCCACCACGGGCCAGCGGGCGGAAUUGGCGCGGAAGGAGCUGGAAGUGGACAAGAUCCUGCUGCAGCUUCUGGCGGUGGAAUGCCGGGAAGGCGAGGACCGGGGCAUGAAGGCGUUGGAGCUGGUCCAGAUGAUGCGCGACCGCAAUGGCAAGAUGGUCGAGGCGGCCGUGAAGAUUGCGGAACGAUAUGGCCGCGGGCUGCUGGAGGACAAGAUCCGCGAGGUGGCCGAGCGGCGAUAUCUAGGGGCCGACGAUGACGACGAACUGGCCUGAGCGGAGGCUCAUGGCCCAUGUGUAUGACUGCUGUGAAUAAUGCAUCCGGC
Aspergillus heteromorphus CBS 117.55 is the source of this 2588-nucleotide messenger RNA. Its product is annotated as WD40 repeat domain-containing protein. Gene Ontology annotation, cellular component: nuclear replication fork. Gene Ontology annotation, biological process: DNA-templated DNA replication; mitotic cell cycle; DNA repair. The transcript has 8 exons. NCBI's taxonomy places the organism in Eukaryota, Fungi, Ascomycota, Eurotiomycetes, Eurotiales, Aspergillaceae. Gene Ontology annotation, molecular function: protein binding; chromatin binding. The record is from RefSeq and is a predicted model, not a curated record. The coding region runs from base 13 to 2538 and encodes 841 amino acids.